This is a messenger RNA of Ictalurus furcatus (blue catfish), 4746 nucleotides long. RefSeq names its product family with sequence similarity 110 member D (gene fam110d). Lineage: Eukaryota; Metazoa; Chordata; Actinopteri; Siluriformes; Ictaluridae. The coding region runs from base 2313 to 3575 and encodes 420 amino acids. The record is from RefSeq and is a predicted model, not a curated record. The transcript has 2 exons.
CGUUUUCCUCGCGAUUGUGAUCGUAGCACCAUGGCUCCCUGGCACCAUGUGUGGAUUUCCUCACCUGCUGCUCGAGGGGUUCUGGAGGUAGAACCGACGGUUUACAGGAUGUCAGGUCUCCCAGGGGAAUCCCAGACGUACGUGGCGUCAAGCUCACAGCCUCCUCGUUACAGUUUACACGGUGGCCUACAGGAAGUCUGGGCUUUUGAGUCCCCAGGGUUCUGUGUAAGGGUCAGUAGGAUCAGGGUCAAAGGAUACCAGGUUUCUGCUUACAGAUGUGUCGUAGAGAUCAGUGCUACUAGAAUGCAAAAAAAUAGACGAGACAAAUCGACAUGUACAUUAUUGAUUUCAUAUGUAAAGCAGGUUUGGAAAAAGAACUGUUAUGGUUUGUGGUGUUCAUAGCAUCUAAGACUCUGGAAGAAAUGAGGUGUAUUUAGCUAUCGUUACAUGUAAUAACGCCAUAAACUCGGUGUGUGUGCACGCCUGUCAAAAUGACAAGACAGAGAAUGAGAAACAGGUGGGGGAAACAAACUGACCCCCUCUCCAUUUGCAGGUUGACAUGCUGAUCUAUCUUUACAGUGGGAGUAAAGAGGGGGAGGAAGGAGGUGCGUUCCCUCUCUUUCUCGCUGUCUGCCAUGAUUCUCGGCCCAAUUUGACCGCCAUGGCACUGCUACGUGUUUAGAUUGAAAUCAAUCAGACCUCUCUGAUUGAGAGGAACAAUCCAAGAUUUCAUUUAUGAUCUGGAUUCAAAUAGGGUCCUAACGUUUUAUCACUAGCAAAAAACAACAACAAGCUGUAUAAACCUCGCUAGCCUGUGCGUACAGGAUUUCGUGGGUUUUUUUUUUAUUAUUAUUGUCGCGGCCAAAAAUGCGUGAAGUGAAGAGAAGAUGACGAGGAACUUGUUUCAACACCAUGAAUGACCUUUUUUCCUCAGGUGAUGAAUCAGAGACUCAAUUUUGGAGACUUUAAAAAGCUAGAACUUUACUUCAUGUUGAAAUAAACGCAAAAGAGGAACAGACAAUGGAUAUAGUAUAUAGUUUUCAGAACUCUAUAGCCUAUAAUCAGUCCGUUCCAGGACUUUGCGAUUUUGCGAUCGCAGAAAUGAACGCAAUAUCAAGCAAACUCCGCAAUAUUCGGAGGAGCUCGCAACUUUCCACAGAUUUGGGCCAAGACGUGUCAUGUGACAUCAUCAUCCAGCCAAAGCCCUCUUCGAUUUAUUUAUUUAUUUAUUGUUUUGUACAAAGCCAAUGUUUUGAAUAUAGAUCAUGUACUCACAUAAGCCUCAGUGUGUGGUAACUUUUUUUUUUUUUUUUUUAAUCUCACAAAUACGAUAACAUCUUUAGCCCAAGUGUAGCUUGAGUGAAUUGUGAUUUUAAAUAAAGCCCGCUCAAUGUAAUCCUGCUCACUUUCUACCUGCCUCCUCCUCCUCCUCCUCCUCGCGGCGGUGGGACGGUCCGGCCCCGCAGCGAUAAGCGCUCUACUGCGCAUGCGCGCCGACAGCUACAGUCGGGCGCGCGCACAGAGCCGCAGCACAGUGUGAAGUUUGUCAGCUCGCGCUGCGGAGGGACUGAAAGAUCACUGCUGUUUAUGCUGGGGUUUUGUUUUUGUUUUUGUUUUUGUUUUGGAAAACGGACAACAUAUAUAAAGGAGUACGGAAAGGAAAUAAGGGUUCCUGCUUAGUUUAAAAGGAAAAGAGGCAACACGUCCAUCCAUCCAUCCAUCCAUCCAUCCAAGUGUCGCAGUGCCAGUCACAGCACUGACUCUGGAGGACAAAAGUCUCAACCCAAGGACGCCAAGACAGCUAUCAAAAAGCAAACAACCACGUGCAUUGUGUUUCUUCCUCUUGAUGACCUUCUCAAAAGUAAACUCUCUGAAGGUUGGAGGACUCUGAAAGAGAGGGCUGGUGGAGGGGAGAAGAAAGCAAAGGCAUAUUUGGAGUUAAAGGCAUAUUGGGACUUCUAUUUCUGCUUCUCUGUGGUAAGGGGAACGUCUCAUUUGGGAUUGCAGUUGGAAAGAGGAAAAGAGAUUUGCUCUUGGCCUUCCCAUUGAGUGGCUGUAUAAAUACUGCAUAUAGAUCAAUUUGUUCUUGUUCCAAAAGAGUUCAAUCUAGAGACUAAGUAUAGCAAAAGCUGCUGAAACCUGUGUCACAUGGAUAUUCUUGAUAUUUACACUUAGACAUUCUGGUGGCAAGUUGGAACCUGGACAGAAAUUCUUGCUCAGGACUAUCCUGCUGUGAAAAAAGUGACCAUCUCAUAGGGGACACUGGCACUGGAGGCUUCUGUUCGGAUGUUUUUUCCCCAGUAGGGAGGUAAAUGAUGAAGCCCUUAACACCAGUUGGCUCACCCUCGCCCCUGCGCCUUCUUAACAAGGGCCCGGAUUACCUACGUAGGCAGAUAGACAGUGGAAAUAGGGGCAACUCUGUUAGUGCUGUGGAGCGGUUAGAGGCAGACAAGGCCAAAUAUGUCAAGAGUCAGCAGGUCAUCAAUACCAAGCAAGAACCUGUGCUAGUUCCUUGUGCGACACCUCCACCCCCGUUACGCCGUAACUUCACCGCACCAACACCCUCGACACCUGUUCUGCCUCGACGCCCACCACUCAGUCCAUGCCCUCUCUCACCCCACAACAACAAUGAGGAUGAUUCCAGGAAGGAGAACCUCAGAGCUCUGUAUCUUGAUGUAGAGAAGCAAAACCAAAAUAACUCCAGUAGGUCACCUCUGCCAUUUCCAAGGAGCCCAAAUGGCACCCCGUUGGUGGCGCCGCACAGUGCCCCCAUGAUGAGACGUAGCAUUGGGAAGCGCAUGCUCCGGCCUGAUUCCUUGGUCAUCUAUAGGCAGAAGAAAGAGUGUAAGAGUCCGAUAGGAAAUGGCGACGGAAACACAAGCACCGAGAUGAAGGGCUAUAGCUUUGUACGCCGGCUCUUCCAAGGUUCUAUGCGAGAGAAGAAUAGCAGGAAUGAAGAUAAGUUGACAAUCAGUGAAGAGAAGUGUUCAUCACGGGAUGGAGACUCACGUAUGUCGUGGUCUAUUGACCGGGACACUGUAGAUGGUGGGAAUGGGACAAGCCGAUCCAGUAGGACUGAAUCAAACAAUGGCAAUAGCAGCUUCCAGGAGCCUUGUAUUUCCUUUGGAAUGACAAGUUCCCUGAGAAAUAGCAUGGGUAAAGGGAAUGAGAAUUAUAUGGACCCUUGGAAACCAGUGAGGCCACUCCAGCGAUCUAAAUCAGACCUUCGACUUUGUUCAUCACUAGCGUUGUCUGAACAGGAGCGGUUCUUUGACUUCUGUGGUCUUGACUGGGACUUGGUGGAUCGGCUUGGGCCUGAGAACUUCCCAUCAGGUGCCAGCUCGAUUGACACUCUCUCACUGGUUCUGAGGAGUGUCGGGGGACUGGAAGGUGGCUCUGAGCCCAGCGAGUUUUCUCGCCACUCAGGAGAGGGCCUCUUCCAGGAGGAAGUGGCUGAGCAGGUACCUUCUGCCGUGUCCAUCAUCGAGAGGAAUGCCCGAGUUAUAAAGUGGCUUUAUGGCUGUAAGAAUGCAGCAACUGAAGAACCCAAAGGUCCCAAAGAGUCAACUGUAUAGCCACAAAUCAAGACAAACCUCAAGACUCUUGGACUAAGUACCACGUUGGCUGUUACACAUUUGAAGAGCUACUAUAUUUAUUUCAAUGGGAAUAUAUGCGUAUGAGAGAACAGCAUGAUACAAGGCACAUCAUUUUCUUACAUUUGUUCGAGAAGAAGCUGGAACAAUAAGACUGUUUUUCAAUUUCCUGUCUGUAAUUUGGUGAUUUGGUGAGUUUCCCCAUCCUCACAGUGGUCCCAGUCUCUCUGUAAAUAAGUAAUACUUGUAUGUCCUGUUCAUUUUGUUGUUGGAGAACAACAGCACUGUGUGCUCAAGUACAUCUCAAUAGAUGAAUAAUUAAAAAUGGAAAACCACUAAGCUCUCCCUGUACUGGGGAUCUAAUGUGUGAGUGUGAAGUGAACCGUGCAUACCUCUAGUUUGUUUUGCUUUUUUUUCCCCAUUAAACACAGGCGUUGGAACAAACACACAACAGACCCGUGUUAAUGCACUAAUGCACUGAAUUGGGUGUAGGUGGGGUAAAACUUAUUUUAGCUUGUGCAAACAACUUUGGUCCCCAAAUAUAAACUAAGCAUCGAUUAAGUAGUUUUGUUUCACAAAAAAAGUCAUAUUUGGCACACACUUAUGAGUCCAUUUUAAUCCCAGUUAUUUCGAAAUUGCCAUGACAAUCCCAUUUGUUGUAUUACUAAAAGCAAAUGAAGCUGUUAUUUCCAACCACAAGUAGUACACAGACACUUGCUUUAGCGAAAUUGACAAAUUAGCAUCAGUAACAGAACUGACCUUAUGACCACACGCCCAAUACUGAACCAGAUUUCUCAUGGCCAAUGAGGCAGAUUCAUCACAAUGAAGCUGUUCGGCCUGUCAGCCAGAGGACUGGGGUCAUUUUUAGAAAUGUUGGUGAAAAAUGAAUCUGAGGUCUUCUGUGGAAUUUCAGGGUUACAGGGUUCAUUUAAAGAGUGGUGGCUAGGCGGAGCUACACUAAUUCAGACAUUUCACCUGCAGCAUGACGCCCAAAUAAAUCCAAGUGCACAAGCUGUUUCCUGAUCUCUCUCUCUCUUGCAUGUUUACAGACCAAGUUGAUUUUUUUUUUCCUAUCCAGAAGAGAUUUAGACUAUAUUUACAAAGGUUUAUAAUUCAUGCAGGCAAUGAAAAUAAAGUUGUAUUUUUUAUUUUA